AUGAGCGAAUCCGGCGCCAAAUCCAGCCAGCCCCUGGCCUCCAAGGGAGAGAAGGACGUGUCGGAGAAGAGGGGCCGGGGGCGGCCCAGGAAGAAGCCGCAGGUAUCGACCCCUCCUCUGCUCUCCCUCCAGCAGGAGCCCAGCGAGGCCCCGACCCCCAAGAGACCCCGCGGACGGCCGAAGGGCAGUAAAAACAAGGCCACCCCGAAAGGCAGGAAAGCUGCAGUCACACCAGGGAGAAAACCUCGAGGCCGACCCAAAAAAUCGCAGGACGAAGAGGAGGUGAACAUUUCCCAGGAAUCAUCUGAGGAGGAGCAGUGA
Nipponia nippon (crested ibis) is the source of this 321-nucleotide messenger RNA. The record is from RefSeq and is a predicted model, not a curated record. Lineage: Eukaryota; Metazoa; Chordata; Aves; Pelecaniformes; Threskiornithidae.